Molecule: messenger RNA, 2610 nt
Organism: Toxotes jaculatrix (banded archerfish)
Lineage: Eukaryota; Metazoa; Chordata; Actinopteri; Toxotidae
Gene: galnt4
Product: POC1 centriolar protein homolog B (Chlamydomonas), like
Exons: 11
Coding region: 223-1977 (584 amino acids)
Cellular component (GO): Golgi apparatus
Source: RefSeq, a predicted model, not a curated record
CUUGACGCAAGUCAGAAGCCCAGCGUGGAGGAGAGGAUGUGGGUACGCUGACAUCUGCCAGCCAGAGGUUUUAGGAGAAGACGACCGCAGUCAGUCUGACAAACAACGGCCCCAGCAACCCCGAAGAAAGUCCGAGACAUGUAACUUUUUCUGAAGAGAUUUGUGUCCUGUAGGGCACCCCGAAGCUCAGCCAGUCACGGUGCCUCCGCCGGGCUUUCCGUCAUGAGGGGGCGUUGCUCUCGAAAAUUGGGCGUGCUGGCCAAGGCUGGCUUCCUGCUGUGGCUGCUGUGGCUGGGCUACCUUUUGUUAGCACGCUCCUCUUUCCCGUCCUCUUCCUCUGUAGAGGAGGACGAUGAGGACCACGAACUUCGGGCGAGACAGCUCUCCAUAGAGGAGAGCGGGGCUGAUGGGCAGCUGGCUAGGCCUCUCUACACUAAGCCACCACCAGACAACAGCGCGCCAGGAGAGUGGGGUCGAGCCACACAUCUCAACCUCAGUCCUGAGGAAAAGAAACAGGAGCAAGACACUGUAGAGCGCUACGCUAUCAAUAUCUAUGUCAGUGACAAGAUUUCCCUCCAUCGGCAUAUACAGGACCACAGGAUGAAUGAAUGUCGAAGUAAGAAGUUUGACUACCGGCGUUUACCCACCACCUCUGUGAUCAUAGCCUUCUACAACGAGGCCUGGUCCACCCUGUUGAGGACUAUUCACAGCGUGCUGGAGACCACGCCUGCCAUCCUGCUGAGGGAGAUCAUCCUCAUCGAUGACUACAGUGACCGAGGCUACUUGAAAUCCCAGCUAGCUGACUACAUCAGUAAUCUGAAGCGUGUGCGGCUCAUCCAGACCAACAAAAGAGAAGGGCUGGUCCGGGCACGUCUCAUUGGCGCCACCUAUGCUACUGGCGAUGUAUUGACAUUUCUCGAUUGCCACUGUGAGUGCGUCCCUGGCUGGAUCGAGCCUCUGCUAGAAAGGAUCGGUGAGAACGCCAGUACCAUUGUGUGCCCUGUGAUUGACACUAUCGACUGGAACACUUUUGAGUUUUACAUGCAAACAGAUGAGCCAAUGAUCGGGGGGUUUGACUGGAGACUCACCUUUCAGUGGCACUCGGUCCCUGAAGUGGAACGCAAGAGGCGCAAGUCUCGCAUUGACCCCAUCAGAUCUCCUACAAUGGCAGGCGGAUUAUUUGCUGUGAGCAAGGCCUACUUUGAGUACCUGGGCACAUAUGACAUGGGCAUGGAGGUGUGGGGAGGAGAAAACCUGGAGCUCUCCUUCAGGGUGUGGCAGUGUGGGGGCAGCCUGGAGAUUCACCCCUGCUCUCAUGUGGGCCACGUGUUCCCUAAAAAGGCCCCUUAUGCACGUCCCAACUUCCUCCAGAAUACUGUACGAGCCGCAGAGGUUUGGAUGGACUCUUAUAAACAACACUUCUACAACAGGAAUCCCCCGGCCAGAAAGGAAAGCUAUGGGGAUAUCUCUGAGCGGCUGCUGCUGAGGGAGAAGCUGAAGUGCAACAGCUUUGACUGGUACCUGAAGAACAUCUACCCCGACCUACAUGUACCUGAGGACAGGGAGGGCUGGCACGGGGCUGUGCGUAGCUCAGGGAUACAUUCAGAGUGUCUGGACUACAACGCUCCAGAUCACAGUCCCACAGGUGCCCACCUUUCUCUGUUUGGCUGCCAUGGCCAGGGAGGCAACCAGUACUUUGAAUACACAUCUCAGAAGGAGAUCCGUUUCAACUCGGUGACGGAGCUGUGUGCCGAAGUGCUCGAAGGACAGACCUCCAUCGGGAUGAGGCACUGUCCUCGUGACGGGGAGCUCAAACCUCCCAGUAUCGUCUGGGAGUUCAGGAAGGACGGGACCAUCUACCAUCCUCAUUCAGACAUGUGUGUGACAGCCUACCGCACGCCGGAGGGCCGCACAGACACCCAGAUGAGACGGUGCGUCCCGGGAGACAAAACCCAGCAGUGGAAGUUUGAGUGGUAGAAGGAGAAAGAGAAGAAAGUAGCAGGAAACCUCAAGUGACCUUCUUUGACCAGAGUGCAAUUACUACAGUGGAUGUCUUCUCCGCUGCUCCCAAUUCUCUAGCUCUCCAUGUCUGCACUCCUUUUGAAUGGGAAUGACGAGCAAAUAAAAAGGUGGUGAAAAGUCACUUUAAGCCAAUGAUUCACCCAAUUCAGAGCUUUUAUGUCCGCGUGAAUGACCGAAUAAGUGCAGAUUGUGGCCGAGUGAAUGAGAAUUUCAAGGUGAGGAUUAUUUGGUUUUUUUUUUUAAGGAGACCAGCUGAACUUGAGACUUUUACUUUUUGUGUUGCUUUCAUCCAAGUGCCUCUGCAACCAAACUGGAGCCCAGCGCAAAACCUUAAGUGUCAUUAUUGUCACGUGUUCUUGCAAACACAUCGAAAGUAGUGAAAACUGGUUUGACUGUCCAGCACACAAAGAAGUGCCUGUCAGAGAGAUUUAAAGACAAAGCAUUUCCUCGAGGACUAGAUGCAAAAUCAUGCUGCACUACAGAACGUUACCUUACUGUGCAAUUAAUAUUAAUUAUUAUUGUUCAAUCUUCCUGCUUGUUUCUUUACUUGUCAAAAAAAAAAAACUGUUUAAAGAUGGGCUGCUCUAA